Molecule: messenger RNA, 1520 nt
Organism: Salvia hispanica
Lineage: Eukaryota; Viridiplantae; Streptophyta; Magnoliopsida; Lamiales; Lamiaceae
Product: protein trichome birefringence-like 19
Cellular component (GO): Golgi apparatus
Molecular function (GO): O-acetyltransferase activity
Source: RefSeq, a predicted model, not a curated record
AUGAAAUUCCAGGCGUCGGAGCUUCCAGUUGGGAAGCCUGAGCCACGAAGAAAAGCAUCAAGACUUACUCCAUUGAUUGCUCUAGUAAUUGUUAUAACAAUUCCAUUAUAUUAUCCAGCUUUAAGAGAUUCAUGGAAACAAUUGUACAAAACGACGUCGCCACCGUACGUGGAUUCAAUCACUCCGAUGGAAUCCCUUCCAACUGAGAACCCUUGCUCCCCCGUCUGCCACCACGAUACGGCCACAGCGGUGGACAACCACCUCGCCCCCAUAAGGAAAAACAAUGAUAAGGAUAAGGGGAGAGGAAGAAGGAAGAGAAAGAGAAAGAGAAGGCCGCAAAAGGAGGAUAAGGGAGUGCAGUGGAAAAGCGCAAGCGAUGAUCAGAGUAGGUAUCGCGGGGAGAUAAGAAGGCGAGUGUCCGAUGAGGAUCAGUGCGACUUGUUUUCGGGCGAAUGGGUGCCGAAUGCGUACGGCCCGUAUUACACGAACGACACGUGCAAUGCAAUUCAGGAGCACCAGAAUUGUCUCAAGUUCGGGCGGCCCGAUAGGGGUUUUUUGAAAUGGAGGUGGAAGCCCGAUGACUGUGAGCUGCCUCUCUUCGAGCCGCGGCAGUUUUUGCAGCUUGUUAGAGGGAAAUCCUUAGCUUUUGUAGGCGAUUCUGUCGCCAGGAAUCAUAUGCAGUCUUUGAUCUGUCUCUUGUCCAGAGUUGCAAAUCCGGUAGACAUGUCGAAACCAUUGGACCAAAACCAACGGUACGAAUACAGAGAGUAUGACUUCAACAUCUCCAUGUUUUGGUCUCCUUACCUAGUCAAAACCGAAAAAACCGAUCUGAACGACGAGCGCCGCCCUUUCAAGCUCUACCUGGACGAGCCCGACCUCCACUGGACCUCCCAGAUCGCCCUCUUGGACUACGUGGUCAUCUCCGCAGGCCACUGGUUCUUCCGGCCCACCUACUUCCACCUCCGCGGCCGCCUCGCGGGCUGCCUAUACUGCCCGGAGCCCAACGCCACCCACCUCAGCGCCUACUUCAGCUACCGCCACGCCUUCCACACAGCCUUCCGAGGCAUGAACGAGGGCGGGUUCAGGGGCGUGGCGUUCCUGAGGACGUACGCGCCGUCGCACUUUGAGGGGGCGGCGUGGGACAAGGGCGGAGACUGCGUGCGGAGGCGGCCGUACAGGAGGGGCGAGGUGGAGCUGGAGGAUUAUGGCCUCCAGCUGUAUGUGAUACAGCUGGAGGAGCUGAGAGUUGCGCAGGAAGAGGGGAGGAGGAGCGGAGGGACGUUCAAGCUGUUUGAUGCGACGGUGGCGAUGCUGCUGCGGCCGGAUGGGCAUCCGAGUAGAUAUGGGCAUUGGCCCGUGGAGAAUCAGACGUUUGCGAAUGACUGCGUGCAUUGGUGCUUGCCUGGACCCAUUGAUGCUUGGAAUGAUUUUUUGCAUCAGUUAUUAAAGAGACAAGUAGAUUCUAGAUUAUAGCACUUUGUUUUUACUUUUUCAUCUUAAUUGCAACAUCCAUUAGUACC